CCUUCGAUCUGGGGUGUGCCAUCAGCUGCUCGUGGCUACCACUGCUGUACCUCGGCUCGAUCGGCAGGAAUGGAAAGUCAAGAGGCUUCUAACUACCUGUAACUGUACCAGCAGGAAACAGAUCAAGUGUUUGUUCAGCCAGAUCCAGCACACAGAAAUGAUCCUGGUAAAGGAAAGACACAGAUGCAGUGUGUGAUUGGGAAAGCCAGUCAAGAUUUUAAUACUGCCCUCAGCCUGUCUGGAGUGCAGCCGCCAUGAUGUCAGCAGACUGAUGAUGGAAGGAAAGGAGGUCAGGAACGCCUGCGAUUUGCUUCCCCUGGACAAUGGAUGGAGGGCAGCCUGUCCCUUCCCCCCUGCUGCCCCUUGGGAAUGCGUCAGCGGACUCUAGCAUGUCUCUGGAGCAAAAAACAACAUUUGUCUUUGUGGUUUUGUUGUUCAUUUUCUUGGGCAUCCUCAUCGUCAGAUGCUUCCGGAUUCUUCUGGACCCGUAUCGGAGCAUGCCAACCUCAACGUGGGCCGAUGGGCUUGAAGGCCUGGAAAAGGGGCAGUUUGACCAUGCCCUUGCUUAAAGGGACAGAGCAGCCUCGCCUCCAGACAGAGUGAAAUGUAUUUCAUGCCAGAGUGCAGAUUCCCUUUUGUGGAUGCUCUUAACAAAUCAACUUUUAACAAUACCUAGUCCCAAGACCACAACUCAUGAUUCCAUAAACACACAAGUACGUGAAGGAUAUCUUAUUUGAGGAUGGUAGAAAAGGUUAUGAUAUCAACCAAAACAAACACACAACAGUCUAAAUGUCUAUUUAGUCGAUGAGUGACUAUUGUGGACUAUAUGACAGUAAAAACCAAGAAUAUCAUCACUGCCAUUGAGUUUACCCUAAACCAAAUUGCUGGCUAAUCUAACCAGACAGGAAAGGAUUUAGAAAGGAGCUGAUCCCAAUCUGGUGACUUAGGAAGAACUGGCUGCCUACUUCCACUCAGGCCUCUCAGUUUGCUCUGUGUAUCUCCUGGGCAGAGGAAGAAAGAGUGUGGUUAGAGAACUCAAGGCAGGGACUUGGUUCUGUCCAAAGCAGGGAACACUGGCAAGUAAAGAGAGGCUUAGAAGAGAUGGUUCUGACCUUGGCAGACACAAGUGGUAUCAUUUUAGUGCAAAACUGAAUGGAAAGGCUAUGUGAGAGGUUUCAAAACUUACCAGAGCUUAGCAGGCCUAUUACAUUCUCUGUCCUCAUGUUCAUACCACAGGUAGAGCUAGCUAUACGUAACGUGAAUGUACUUUGUUUACACUACCGAUUUAAAUAAUAGGUUACAAGUACAGCUGCAGGUCGCUUUCAUUAAAAAAAAAAAUAAGAAAAAGUUUAGAGAAGACUUUUAGCAUCAUCAAGAAGAAUGUGCAUUUAUAACUGUAUAUAGUCAUCAAAUAAGAAAACCUUUCAAGAAUCUGCAAUGCCUCCUCUCAGUUCACCAAGACAAAUGUGCUGGGGUGCUGUAUGGUAUGGAUUUUUCUGAGAGAGGGCGGGGGGGGGGGGUGGGAAAGAGCA
Dipodomys spectabilis (banner-tailed kangaroo rat) is the source of this 1532-nucleotide messenger RNA. It is a transcript of the gene Ctxn3, whose product is annotated as cortexin 3. The record is from RefSeq and is a predicted model, not a curated record. Lineage: Eukaryota; Metazoa; Chordata; Mammalia; Rodentia; Heteromyidae. The transcript has 3 exons. Bases 324 to 569 code for a protein of 81 amino acids.